CGCAGCUCCUGAGUGAACCGUCACCGCUGUCGCUCGAAAGUUUGACAACAUGCCGAAUACUUGAUGCCCUUCAUGCCCUGCUUCUCGAGUAAUUGAUCUGGAACCCCGUGCACUGGCCGCAUUUCUGUCGCCAAGCUUCCUGUUGCGCCCACCGAAUCACAGUCCAGGCUUGAACGCAGACCGACUCGACCCCACCGACCGCGAAACAUGUCGCCGCAUCUCCACGACGAACUCCAGGACAGUCCGCGCGUCCGGCUGGACACCCAGUACGGGCCGAUCACAGGCGCUCGUGCCGCCAACGGGAGCGCGGUGUUUCUCGAGGUGCCCUACGCACAGCCGCCCGCGCGAUUCCAGGAUGCGCAGCCGCUCCCGUCCGGCUAUCGCUACGCCGAUCGCGAGUAUACCACCGAGUCGGCCUACGCGAUUCAGCCCCACAACGACGGCCAGGCACGCG
Molecule: messenger RNA, 454 nt
Organism: Mycena citricolor
Lineage: Eukaryota; Fungi; Basidiomycota; Agaricomycetes; Agaricales; Mycenaceae
Source: the annotation of a GenBank genome assembly